Messenger RNA from Caenorhabditis sp. 36 PRJEB53466, 584 nucleotides. Lineage: Eukaryota; Metazoa; Nematoda; Chromadorea; Rhabditida; Rhabditidae. The record is from the annotation of a GenBank genome assembly.
AUGUCAAGCGGAAAACGGCGUAAUCCGCUUGGACUCAGUCUUCCUCCGACCGUCAAUGAACAAAGCGAAUCUGGCGAAGCGGCGGCGGUGAGUAAACCCCUUUUUCUAAUUGUUUCACUGUUAAACACAAAGUGUUCUUCAUCAUCAAAGUCAUUUCAGGAGGAGACCCAGGCUACCGUUCCUCUAGAGGAGCAGCUUAAAAAGCUCGGGCUCACAGAGCCACAAACGCAACGUCUCAGCGAGUUUUUGCAAGUCAAAGAGGGAAUCAAAGUAAGUACAAGAAAAAAAAAUACAUUUUGUUGCAUAAUUUGUAGGAAUUGAGUGAGGAUAUGCUGCAUACGGAAGGAGAACUCGGACAUGGAAAUGGAGGAGUCGUUAAUAAGGUAAACGACACGAAUUGGUUGUGGAAGGACGCGGACAUGUUUUCAGUGCGUCCACAAGAAAACUGGAGUGAUAAUGGCUCGGAAGCUAGUGCAUUUGGAGAUCAAACCUUCGGUCCGGCAACAGAUUGUCAAAGAAUUGGCAGUUUUGCACAAGUGCAAUAGCCCGUUCAUCGUUGGAUUCUACGGCGCUUUUGUCGAUAA